AUUGCUGUUGAAAAUGGCGUCAGGCUCGGAGCUGCCAGAAUAUUCAUCCCCAGCAAAACGACGAAAAGUUGACGGCAUCGGUUAUAGUGGUACCAGUAGCCAGAAACCUGAUUUCCAAGAUUGUGAGACAUCGCAUGAUAUCCCCAAUGAAGAUCCCGAAGAAAAAAGAAAAAUCAAUGGAAAUAGAAAAAAAAGAAAAAAAGACAUAUGGUGGAGAUAGUGGAUUCAAUGAAUUAAGUGAUGAAUCCAAAUCAACUUCUAUUUCACCGGAUGCUACAAACUUAAUCACAACCCCUUCACGAAUUGAUUCAACUAGUGAUGACACUGGUUGCCUAAUUGAUACUGCAGAUGAGAAGGAUGAAGUAUCAUCAACAGUUUCAAAUUUAUCUGAUUUAUCAGGACUUUCUGACUUUUCUGGUGAAGGAGAUAUCAAUCAUCAAUGGAGAAAUGCAUCUUCAUGGGUGCAGAAGCAAAUGUUGAUAGGUGCUGAUCCUCGAAAUCUUUUACAUCAUCUUCUCAUGGAUUCUACUCAGAUUCCAGAACAAGUUGAUGAUUUGACUCUUUGGAAGAUUAUAAUAAAUAUGAUGUCAGAACCACCACGCCGACAAAAAUUAAGACAUAUAAAUACUUUGACAGAUGUUGUCAGAUUGAUACGUAAUAGUAACAGAAUAAUAGUUUUAACUGGAGCAGGUGUAAGUGUUAGUUGUGGAAUUCCUGACUUCAGAAGUAGAGAUGGUAUUUAUUCUAGAUUAGCACAAGAUUUUCCAGAUUUGCCAGAUCCACAGGCUAUGUUUGACAUUAAUUAUUUUAGUCAAGAUCCAAGACCAUUUUACAAAUUUGCACGAGAAAUUUAUCCUGGACAAUUUAAACCAAGUCCUUGUCAUAGGUUUAUAAAAAUGCUUGAUAAACAGAAAAAACUUUUAAGAAAUUACUCACAAAAUAUUGAUACAUUAGAACAAGUCGCAGGCAUUGAAAAUGUGAUUGAAUGUCAUGGCUCCUUUGCUACUGCAUCGUGUACAAGAUGUAAAUAUCAAGUGAAAGCUGAUGACAUUAGAGAGGAUAUAUUUUCCCAGAGAAUACCAUUAUGUCCAAAAUGUCGAAUUAACACUUUGCCUCCCAUUUCGGAGAUUAAUCUUAACGAAAGUUAUAAAGAUUUAGUGACACAAGGUAUAAUGAAACCAGACAUUGUUUUCUUUGGCGAAGGACUUCCGGAUGCUUUUCAUGAUGCUAUGGCUAAAGAUAAAGAUGAAUGUGAUCUUUUAAUUGUAAUUGGAUCAUCAUUGAAGGUCCGGCCAGUAGCAUUAAUACCUUCUUCUAUUCCAUCUCAUGUUCCACAAAUUCUUAUUAAUCGAGAAUCAUUGCCACAUUUAAAAUUUGAUGUUGAACUCUUGGGAGAUGGUGACAUUAUUAUAAAUCAAUUAUGUCAUUUAAUGGAGAAUAGUUACAAAGAAGUAUGUUGGAAUGAUACAAUACUUAAGGAAACAACGCAAUUAUUAGCAUUGCGUUAUGUAACAGAUGAUACUUGGGAACAAAGUCAAGAUACAUCAUCAAAUACCAUAUUAUCACGAGACAGUGUGGAAAUUAAUUUUAAAGCACAUGAUCCUCAAUCUAUUGAAAAUCAAGACAAUCUUAUGAUUCACAAUAAUAUUGUAGAACACUAUGAAGAGAAUAUGAAUGCGCGUAUUUCACCUUUUUCCAAUGAUCAUACCAAUAGUAUAGAAGAAAAAUUCAAUCUUUUAGGAGAGAGUCCAAAAAGAAGAUUAGGGGAAUCAAGCAUAGAAAGUAGCCCAAAAAGAAUGAACUUCGGCAGCAAUUGUGUAUUACAUUUCAAUACAUGUCCUUCAAAGAUAGAGACUAUUUCAGAGAGUUCGAUCGAUUAUAAAUUUCAUACAGUUUCUGUAGAAUCUACAUCGAAAGAUAUUGGGAAAAUUUAUAGUUUAGAAGACUGUCAAGUAUUUCCAAGAAUAAUAGAAAUCUCUUCAGAAAGUGCAUUAUUAGAUUCUACCUUAAAGCCGCAUCAUUGUGUAGAAAAUAGAACAUCUUUAAAAAUGAAUAAUGAUUAUUCAACAAUGAAUUCUACUGAAAUUGAAAAAACGAAUUUUAAACCAAGACAAGCUUCUAUCGAUUCUGCACUAGACUCUGGUGUAGGUGACAGUUGUAAUAGUGUCGACAGUCACGAAGACAAAAAUAGCAAAGAAGAAUUAAAAAAUGGAACAUUAAAUCAGCAUUGUUGGCAUCCUAAAAUACGAAAAAGUCUUGCUGAAAGAUUACCAGAAAAUUCUUAUUAUCAAUUGGCACCUGGAAAAUACAUAUUUCCUGGAGCAGAAGUAUAUUCAGAUCCUGAAGAAUAUGAUCAUUGUUCGCUUUCUAUAAAUUCUGAAAGUUCGGAUAGUGACAGUGAUUCUUCAUCUAUAGAUGAAGAAGAAGAUGAUGAAGUUGAAGAGGAAGAGGAGGAGGAAGAAGAAGAGGAACAGGAGGAGGAAAAUGAGAGGAAUCAAGUUGAAGAUAAUGAUGAUAAGCUGAAAGAAAAACUAGGUAUAAAAAAAGAAGGCCAUGAAGAGGAGACUAAUGAGAAAAAUAUUAAAGAAGAUGUAAAAGGACACAGAAAAAUAGAAACAAAAAAUAAUAAGAUAGAAAAAGAAAAUAAUCAACGAAAAAUAAUGGAAAGAGAAGAUGAAAGGAGAAACAUAAGUAAGUUUCAUAAUGAGAAUAUUUUAGAAAAUUAAAAAAAAAAUAUAAGUUUGUUAUUAAAUGAAAAAUGAUUAACAUAGAUAAAAGUGAUAAAUUGGUGUUAGAAAAAAAAAAGGAAAUUAAUACAGAUGCUAAUACGUAACGUGACUGAAAGUAUAAAAUGGACAACAGCAAAUUAUUUAUGCAAUGAUAUACAUGAUUUAGGGUAAAUUGCAUCUGAAAAGUAAUGAUUUUAAUUCUUACUUUUAUCAAACUUGCUUGUUUGAUGAAGCAAAUGAUAAAUAGUUGGAGGAAAGUGCAAUUUUUACCAUGUUUCACGUAUACAUACAGUCUUUACACGCGUAAAGAGAUAAAAAAAGACUCCUAAUAUAAGUAGGAUUCCUGUUUAUCUUUUACUAAGAUUUGUUAAAGAUUUUUUAAAUAAGCUACAUUUUACAGUGAACUAGUCACAGAACAUUAGAAGUUACUGUGAAUCACAAUUUUUGUAGUUAUGAUAGAAAUAUAGCAAUGGUAAAAUUUUUGUUAUUAAAUGGAAAACUUCUUUAUAAAAGAUGUUUUCAAUAAGCUUGUUUGCAAAAAGUUCUCCAAAAAUAUCUUAUAAUUUUUACUUUUAAAAAGUACAAACUGAAUAAUAUUUUCAGUGAAUUUAAUAAUUUGCAUAAUUAAAAAUAAGCAUAUUCAUAUAUAAAUGAUUCAGAAAUAUAAAACAUAAUUAAAAAAUUUGUAUUGUUCGAUGAUCAUAGAUACAGAUAUUUGACGAAUAUAUUUGCGAUAAUUUUCUAAUAAGCAAUUAAAGAUUUGUAAAAAAAAAUUUUUUUUAGAAAAUUCUGAAAAAAAGUUAAAGAUAAAUAUAUCUUUAGAAAAGAAAGAUAUAAAAUUGCAAUUUUACAAGUCUUGCAAAAAAAGUAAGACUAUCCAUGACUUACUUAUGAUAGAUGCUAAUUUUUUUCUUUUUUUUUUCUUUCCUUUCUUAAUUUUGUAUAUAAUGUUUGAUAUUAUUUUUUUGAUUUUUUCUUUUUUUCUUUUUUUUCAUUUUGUCAUUUAUUAGUGUUAAGAGUCUGGGAACCAAUGUUCGAAAUGGAUUUGAUUCGAGAAUAUAAUUCGUAAAUAUUUCAUAAAAAAAAAUAUAGAUUAUAGUCACUUAGAAUAUUGUGCAAUUAUAGAAGGAUAAAAAUGAUUUAGUAUAUUACGCGAUAUAUUCUCGAGAAAAAAAAUAAUGUAUACAAUGAAUAAUGAAUAUAUGAAAUAAAAACAAUACACGUUAGUGUUUGUUCCAUUGAAAUAAAAAUUUAGAUCGGUAUAACUGAAAAGAAUAAAUUCUUUUUAAUUUGAAUAUUUUACAAAUAUGUAUCCAAAUUAAAAUAUGCAAAAUUAAUUUUUAUAAAGAAUAUUUAAUGAUUUAUCUCAAGAGAAAGUUUAAUGAGAAAUGACAGUGAAUCUUUUUUUUAACAAAAAAAGAAAAUUCCAAGAUAAAUUAGUAUUUGUUUUAAUGUUGUAACUACUUUUACUUAUUAUUAUUUCAUUCUUACAAUUUAUAUUAUUAUAAUAUGCUAUCGUCAUUAAUUCUUUUGCUAUUAUAUUUUACUCAUGCAGAAUUAUUAUUAGUAAUUAUUUAUGUUUUGUAAAUUAUUGUAUAAGUUAGAAAAAUCGAAAGAAUGUCGAAUGUUAAGUAGUGAUCGCGAACCAUGUAUUUUUGAUGCUUCAUUUGAUAGUGUAUAUGAAAAUAUGAACAAAAGUAUUAAUUAUGUCACAAGACUUGUAGAAAGAAGUACAUUAAUGUGUUUGAAGAAACACAUUAAAUGAAUAGAGAAUGGUGUUAUGUGUAUGUGUAUGUAUGAUAUUAUGUUGUGCGUGUUAUAUGUAUAAUUAUAAAACAUUUUCAAAAACUAUAAAAAAGGUGCUCUGUAUAUUAUAAAAUUUUAGCAUUGGAAAAUGAGAGGAAGAAAAAGAAAGAAAGGAAACUUGAAAAUGGCGAAGACAAAUACACUCUAUAGAUUUAAGUUUUAGCAAUAAGUAUCAUUAGUUUCAAAUACAAAAUUAAUCGCGAUCAUAUUGUAGUAAAGAUGGUUAGAUUUGUUAGAUUUGAUUCUUUUUCUCUCUCUCUUUUUUUUUUUUUUUUUUCUCCUCUCCAUUAGAGCACGGGUGAAUGUACAAAGCAAUGUUGGAUAAUUUUGGCAUUGCAUAUUAUUUUUAUAUGAAUGUGAGUAAAAUGAAAUAGACAGAAAGAAAAAAUGUAAACAUGCAGAAUUAACUCAUUAAGAACUAACAUUGCGUUAACGCAACAUUUACAAGUUUUUUUUUUUUUUUUUUUAAAUAAAUAUUACAUACAUAAUUAAAUUUUGUUUUUUAAUGUUAUAGUUAUAAAAGAAAAUUUUAGGAAUUUGCUUUAUAAUAUUAAUAAUCUUUUUCAAUAUUAUUUUUGCUUUCUUAAAAAUUCUAAAAUUUUAUAAGUUUGGAUAAAUGUAAUAUUUAUAAGUACUAUGAUGAUAUAUAUUCUUUUUUAAAUCAUGAAAAUUUCAUUUAUAUUUUUAUUUUUUGUAGUAAUUUUCUAUAAAUUAUCUGUUUUAAUAUAUAUUUUGUAUUUUGACAAAAUAUAUUAUAUUUUAUAUAUAAAAAUAUAUUUUAUUUUCUUUUUUCAUUAAUGUUGUGUUUGUGCAACUUUUAUAUAAUAUUCCACUGCAUAGUCCUUAAUAAGUUAAAUAAAAAAAAAAAAAGAAUAACGUAUGAUAAUCUUCAAGAAAUUAUACGUAAUGAGUUUAAAUCAAAUGUGUGCAUCACGUGAAUAUGUGUGUGUAUGCAUGCGUGUAUGUAUAUAUAGGAUCGAUGUCCUUUUGAAAUGUAUUGUCACCAUUUUUACUAGGAAGAAAUAAGUGAAAUUUAUUAUUACUACUCUAGAACAAAAUAUUUGUUCCAAAAGUCAUUAUGCAUAAAAUCUAAAAUGAGUAUCCAUAUAUGUAUAUUGAUUAUAGAUAGUAAACAAAUGAGAUUAGUAGAUUAUCAAAAAUAACUCAAGAUUUAUUAAAUACGUUUUCAACGCGUGACGUGAAGUUUUAUUUUUUAUUAUCAAAGCAUAUAAAAAUGUAAUAAGAAAACUGUGAACAUUGAAAAUUUUUAGAAUGGUUGAAAUAAAACAAUAGCGGGGAAGCGGAGAGCGAACGAGCGAGCGAGCGAACGAGCGAGCGAGCGAGCGAGCGAGAGAGAGAGAGAGAGAGAGAGAGAUUCAUUUGAGAAUUUAAAACAAAAGUUUAAUUUCUUACGAAUGUAGUUAGCUUAUAAAAUAUACAAGAUAUAUCUUCUGCGCUAUGUACAAAUAGCUUUAUUUAUCAUUAUUUUGCAAAUCGAUAUGCAAAAAGUAUAAAUUAGGAAUUAUUUUUUAAAAAGCUAUACUUUAUUUUUAUUUAUUUAAAAUUCAUAUAAGUAGAUAAAUAUAUAGAUAAAUAAGUUGAUAAAAAAUAAAUAAAUACAUAAAUAGAUAGGAUAGAUAAUAGGUACGCCUAUAGAUAAAUAGACAAAUAUAUAAAGUGGACACCAGACAAAAGGAGAUAGGAUAGAUAAAGAACAGAUAAAUAGGCACACAGAAACAAAAAAAAUAUAAAAGAAAAAUUAAGAUACAUAUAGGUAUUACGUAUGCUGCACGCAAUAUACAUACAUUUUGUGUGUAUGCAAAAAUAUAUUGAAUGCACAAACUGUGUAUAUAUAAAUAUACAUAUACACUUUAAAUGUGUAUAGAAAAUUAAUUUUAAUCGAUACUAAACAUUUUUCAUAACUUUUGAAACUUAAUUCCUCUCUCUCUGUUAAUCGACUAGCAUAAUUGCAUUGUAUCUUUUUUGAAUAUAAUUUUCAUGUAUAUGAUCUGUUUUUAAUGGAUCGUUAAUUUUAUUCUUAAUUUUUUUUUUAAUUUUCAGUUAUUUAAAGGAAAAAUAAGAGAAAAAAAAAAUAAUAAAUGAUAAUAUAUGUUUUAUGCAUUUAUAUUAUAAUUUAAAUAUAUUGCAUACUGUCGAUUCAGAGAGAAGCAUUGCAAGAAUUCGACAAUCAUGCCAACUCCUUUUUUUCAUGUACUAACUUUUUGUAUAAAUGUGUCACAUGUAAAUAUUUAUUAUUUCUACUGUAUGAUGAGAAUAUUAAAUUAUAAUCGCUUCGGCUGACCAAUGAAUUAUUAUGCAAUAUUUGUUUUCCAAGUUAGAGUAUAAAAUCAAAACAUUUAUAUAAUAAUACUAUUAUUGCUUAUAUAUUAACAAAAUAAUACUAAAUAGUUUUUUUUUCAAAUACUAUUCAUUGUUCAGCCGAUACGAAAGAAUGCGAGAUGCAAGUUUUUGGAUUUUUUAUAAUUUGUUAUUUAAUAUAAUGGAUGUUAUAGAAAUGUUUUCUAUAUUUAAAGUUAUAAGUUUUCUGUUUUUUGGUAUUAUUAACGUGUAAGCUUAUAUCUUAAAUUAAAUACUUUUUUAUGAUAAUAAAA
This is a messenger RNA of Apis cerana (Asiatic honeybee), 7147 nucleotides long. It is a transcript of the gene Sirt1, whose product is annotated as NAD-dependent protein deacetylase sirtuin-1. Gene Ontology annotation, biological process: negative regulation of DNA-templated transcription. The record is from RefSeq and is a predicted model, not a curated record. Lineage: Eukaryota; Metazoa; Arthropoda; Insecta; Hymenoptera; Apidae. Gene Ontology annotation, cellular component: rDNA heterochromatin; nucleoplasm; nuclear inner membrane. Gene Ontology annotation, molecular function: p53 binding; transcription corepressor activity; NAD+ binding.